AUGCCUCAACGCAAGGAGCCAAUCGCCAUCAUUGGCAGCGCCUGCAACUUCCCGGGCAAUAGCACCACCCCGUCAAAACUAUGGGAAUUGCUAAAGGAGCCUCAUGAUCUCUCGAAACCUGUUCCAGAAAAUCGCUUUAAUGCUAAUGUUUGGCACCACCAAGACAACGCCCAUCAUGGUACUAGCAAUGUCACCAAAUCCUAUUUCCUCGAGGCAGACCCUGCUACCUUUGACGCAACUUUCUUUAACAUUCCGCCAAAUGAAUGCGAGGCUAUUGACCCACAGCAGCGUAUGCUGCUUGAAACUGUCUACGAAUCCUUGUGUGCCGCUGGCGUCACCAUGGAGAGCCUCCGUGGGUCUUCUACUGCUUGCUAUGUCGGGCUUAUGUGUGAUGACUGGGCUGGCAUGCUUGCUAAGGACUGGGACUGUUUGCCGCAGUAUGCUGCAACAGGCAUAUCUCGUGCCAUUAUGGCUAACCGUAUCUCCUACUUCUUUGAUUGGCAUGGCCCGUCCAUGACCAUUGACACCGCCUGCUCGUCUUCAUUGGUAGCUGUGCAUGAAGCUGUUCAGGUCCUUAGAAGUGGUGACUGCAAUGUGGCAGUUGCUUGUGGAGCUAAUUUGAUUCUUACACCUGGCAUGUAUAUUGCGGAAAGUAAGCUGAAAAUGCUUUCUCCUGAUGGAAAGUCACGAAUGUGGGAUCAAGGUGCCAAUGGUUACGCGAGAGGUGAAGGUCUCGCAGCAGUGGUUCUGAAGACCUUGAGCCAGGCUAUUAAAGAUGGUGAUCAUAUUGAGUGUGUGAUCAGGGAGACUGCCUUCAACCAGGAUGGCCGCACCACUGGUAUAACUAUGCCAAGCAACCUUGCUCAAACUGCCUUGAUUAGAGAAACUUACAAAAAGGCUGGCCUUGACCCCUUGGACCCCAAUGACCAGCCCCAGUUCUUCCAUGCCCAUGGGACUGGCACACCCGCCGGAGAUCCACAAGAAGCUGAAGCAAUUAGUCGAGCGUUUUUCAAAGAUGGCCAAACUGCUGAAAAGAAACUCUGGGUUGGCUCAAUCAAGACUAUUAUUGGCCACACUGAAGGUACUGCCGGCCUUGCCAGUCUUAUUGGUACCUCCCUCGCCCUACAAAACAAGACAAUCCCACCAAACUUGCAUCUCAACCAAAUUGCUGAGAAGGUCAAACCUUUCUACACCAACUUGCAAAUCCCAACGACAAGUCACGCGUGGCCGUCUCCUCCGGCUGGCCAGCCAAUGCGUGCCUCCGUGAACAGCUUUGGCUUUGGCGGUGCUAAUGCCCACGCAAUCCUCGAGAGCUAUGAACCAACCGCGGUGCACAAAAUUUGCGAUAAAAUGCCCCUAUUCACCCCUCUCACUUUCUCGGCCCAUUCAGAAAAGAGUCUCCGAGGAAUGCUUGACACAUUUUCUGAGUUCUUGAGUGCAGAAAAUUCACCUGAUGUUAGUGAUGUUGCCUGGACUCUGCAGAACCGCCGCUCGGCUCUGGCCCACAAGGUCGCUAUCUCUGGCCGAACGACAACCGACCUGGUUGCUGCCAUCGAUGCUGCUCGGAGUCAGAAGGAUAGCCUUGGUGUUCGAUCUUCAGGACCUGAGAAGUUGACAGUGCUUGGCGUCUUCACUGGUCAAGGUGCUCAGUGGCCGACUAUGGGUAGCCAGCUGAUCAAGGCCUCCGCUCAUGUUCGAAAUAUCAUCGCCAACCUCGACCGAUCCCUCCAAGAGCUUCCAGAAGCUGACAGCCAAGCUGGCCUAUUCGUGGAGAGCUUGAAGCCGAUAAAAAGACUUCUCGCUGCUGGGUCCAACUUGGAUUUCAAGGCGGUGAUCGGACACUCUUCUGGUGAGAUUGCUGCUGCCUACGCUUCUGGAUUUAUUUCCGCUAGAGACGCUAUUCGCAUUGCUUACUACCGCGGUCUCUACGCUAAGUUUGCUGGCUCUGCCUCUGGAAAGAAAGGAGCAAUGAUGGCAGUUGGCACAACCCUUGAGGAUGCUGAAGAAUUUUGCCAACUUGAGGAGUUUGACGGUCGUAUUACUGUUGCCGCUAGUAAUGCUGCCACUAGCGUCACUCUCUCGGGAGACGAGGAUGCGAUUGAUGCUGCUCUAGUGGUGUUCAAAGAUGAGUCGAAAUUUGUCCGCAAGCUCAGAGUUGAUACUGCUUACCACUCAUUCCACAUGAAUGCAUGCUCUGAGAUGUAUUUGAAGGCAAUGGAUGCUUGUGGUAUUGAGUUCAAAGAUGGACAUUCGUCAGUCUCAUGGUACUCUUCAGUCGUUUCUGGUACAAAGAUGGCUAGUAACAAUCUCAAUGGUCAAUAUUGGGCCGACAACAUGAACAAUGCCGUUCUUUUUUCACAGGCGGGAAUUACUGCCGUGAAAGAAUCAGGUCCAUUUGACUUGGUCAUCGAAAUCGGCCCCCAUCCAGCUUUGAAGGGGCCGUGCCUGGAAAACUUGGAGCAAGCUACUGGUGUAGGUGGCACACCUUACACUGGCCUCUUAUCUCGCGGUGUUGAUGAUGUCAAAGCAUUUUCUGCUGCUCUCGGCUACGUCUGGGAGACCUUUGGCCCAUCUGCAGUUGACUUUGAAGGGUAUGAUAAACUCAUGUCUUCAGGUACCCAGCGUGACAAUUUGUCUGGAGACCUUCCUGAAUAUUCGUGGGAUCACUCAAGGAGCUAUUGGCUUGACUCUCGGGUAGCUACAUCUUACACUUCUCGCGAGGCUCCCCAUCCGAUGCUGGGUGUAAAUGUUGUUGAAGGCACUACCGGAACGCAAAUCCAGUGGAGGAAUAUUCUAUUCCCCAAAGAACUUACCUGGAUUCCUGGCCAUCGAUUACAGGGUCAGAAUGUCUUCCCUGCGUCUGGAUAUGUGUGCAUGGCUGUUGAGGCUAUAAUGACCCUUGCAAGCAACCGGGAUGUGCAACUGAUUGAACUUGAAGAGGUGGACAUUGCUCGUGCUAUUUCAUUCCUUGAUGAUACUACUGGGAUCGAAGUCAUCUUUACCCUUAACGUCUUGUCAUCUGAAUCCGAAUCUAUCAGCGCUAUCUUCCAGAUAUCAUCGUGCCCCAAGGGUGAUAAUACGUUGACUUUGAAUGGAAAGGGAAAGAUAUCGCUCCGUUUCGGUGAACCAACCGCCAAUGCGCUUUCGGCUUCUCAGAUUCCUCAAUUCAACAUGACAAGCGUUGAUAUUGAUCGAUUCUACAAGUAUCUAUCGGACAUGGGCUACAACUACUCUCCACCAUUCAAGGCGAUCAGUUCCAUCCUUCGUAGGAAGGAUGCCGCAGUUGGAGAAAUUACUGAUGCACGCGGUGAAGCUUGGGAGGACAAUUUCCUAAUGCACCCCGGUUUUGUUGAUACCAGUUUCCAAGCCGUCUUCGCUGCAUUCAGCUCUCCGGGUGAUGACCGGCUCUGGUCAAUACAUGUUCCUACUAAAAUCAACCGGCUGUCAAUUAAUCCGUCACUAGCAGUGUUCCCACCAGGAGAAGAAAUUGUUUGGCCCUGGCAAGCAGCUGUGACCAGCGGGACCCAUGAUACCCCCACCGCCGACAUCGAGGUCUUUGCUCCCAAUAAAAAUGGGGUUCUUAUGGAAAUUGAAGGCAUUGUUCUUGUUCCGUUAGCCAAGGCCUCAGAGGAGAACGAUGUCAAGCUAUUCUCUAACCUCAUCUACGAUCUAGCUCAGCCAGACGGCGCAGUUGCCUCUCCUCAUCGUUUACCUGAGUCGGACGCUCAUAUCGCGAGAGUCUCAGAGCGAUUCUCUUUCUACUGGAUUAACAAACUCCUCAAUACCAUUACUGCCAAAGAGGAAGAAGAAACCCUUCCACAUUUCAAGCAUAUGCUCAGAUGGUGUAGGUUUGUGCACAAGCAGGUUAUCGACGGGGAGCACCCCUUUGUUGGACCUGAUGCUGUAAACGAUACUUUGGAAUACGUGGAAUCUCUUGUUGCGGAUGCAGGAGACCGUGCUGAUAUUGGUAUUCUCCGAGCUGUUGGCCAAAAUAUUGCCCAUGUUAUUCGCACUCGUGGAAAUAUUCACGAGUACGCGUUGAAGGAUAACAUCCUGGAUCGUUUCUACGAGGAGGCUAUUGGCCUGGAUAUAACAAACCAGUGGGAAGCAAACCUGGCUGCCCAAGUUGCUUAUCGAUAUCCGCGGAUGAAUAUUAUUGAAAUUGGUGCUGGCACGGGUGGCUCAACUAGAAUGAUUCUCCCUACUCUGGGAAAAGCCUUUUCAACAUAUACAUUCACGGAUAUCUCCUCUGGGUUUUUCGAAGCGGCGGAGAAGAGAUUUAGCCAAUAUUCUGACCGCAUGAUCUUCAAAACCCUUGACAUGGAAAAGGAUCUCAGCGAACAAGGGUUUACUGAAGGCCAUUACGAUAUGGUUCUUGCAUCAAAUGUUCUACAUGUCGGCCCUGAUAUUGAUUUGACUUUGUCAAAUGUGCGCAAACUUGUAAAACCAGGCGGUUGGUUGAUUAACAUGGAGGUCGCUACAUACUUCCCAAGUCUGCGCGAGGGUUUCUCGAUGUCUGGCUUCCCAGGCUGGUGGUGCGGUGCCGAAACUGGUCGGCCAUGGGGUCCAACCAUAACCGUGGAGGAAUGGGAUAAAGUGUACAAACGAACUGGCUGGUCCGGUGUUGACACCUUCACUCCCAACAUUGACUCUAUAGACCACUUGGUUGUUAUGGUAACCCAAGCCGUGGAUUCUCAGAUUUACACGCUCAGAGAUCCCCUUUCGCCCGGACAUGCCCAUCCACAGCGUGAAAACCUCGUUAUUAUUGGAGGAAAAACUGAUAAGAUUGCCAAUAUCGUUACCGAAUGUACUAAUAUCCUACGCCCGCAUUUCAGGUCUAUCUCAAACGUCACUUCAAUCAACAAUUUUAUCAAUAGUGACAGCGACGCAGUUGCUACAGUCCUAAAUUUAGCCGAGCUAGAUGCUCCAAUCAUGAAAGAGCUUAUGGAUAACCAGCCCCAAAAGCUCGAGGGUGUUAAAGAGGUGUUUUCAACCCCUAGGGAGAUUCUUUGGGUAACGAAAGGCAAUAGAUCAGAGAGCCCAUUCUCUCGUAUGCUUGUUGGCAUGGCACGCACACUUCGCAGAGAGUAUUCUGGUAUCAACUUCCAGGCACUUGAUGUUGAUAUAUUGGAUUCAAAUUCUGCUAAGCUCUUUGCAGAAACAUUGCUCCGACACCUCAAUCUCAACGAGGCAAACAGUCGUCUUGUCCCCGGCUCUAUUCUAUGGAGCGAUGAAUCAGAGUACCAUUUGGAGAACAACAAAAUUUAUACUCCAAGGCUUAUGUCUGCUGAUAAGAUGAAUGAUCGAUACAAUUCAUACAAGCGGCAUAUCGCUCACAAAGUCUCCGCAAAUGCCUCUAGCAUUGAAUUGACCACAAAGGAUAGCUCCUAUAAUCUUUGCGAGCCAUCCCCACUUAAACCUACCACAGGGUCCGAUGGUGAUACCGAAAUUACUAUUUUGAAGUCCCUACUUCAGUCUGUGGAAGUCCCUUUGGUGGGACACUUCUUUUUGUGCUAUGGCACUAACGACUGUGGUGAAAGAGUCAUCGCCCUCUCAGAUCAGAGCAAGUCAGCUGUUCAUGUUCCAAAGUCUUGGACGAUACUUUACAACGGGGAGACCAAUGCAACUCAAGUGCUUCUUUCAAUUGCUGCCAAUCUCGUCGCACAUUCGAUUAUCAUGGAAGCCUCAACAAGUAGCACUGUUUUAGUACAUGACCCUGAUCAGGUUGUUGCUGCAGCUAUAAGGAAACAAGCAGCAGCGAAGAAAAUUCGUGUUUUCUUCACUACCACUCAAACUUCAAAGAAGGGGCCCCAGUGGACAUAUAUCCAUCCCAGAACCCCCCGCCGUUUGUUGAGACGGCAACUACCAAAAGAAGUCUCACUUUUUAUCAAUUUCUCCAGUACCUCAGAUGAGCAGAUUAUAUCUAAUCUCUUGGAGUGUCUGCCACUUUGCUGCAAAAAAUCCAACCGAUCUUCGUUUUUCGGAAAUAGUGUUGCAAAACGCCCCGGCUCUGAUGCUGAACUUGUCUCCAAGUAUUUAUCUACAGGCUUUGACAUUGCUAAAACUGCUAACUUUACUGUGCCUGACGAUAGGUCCACCCUGCCUUUGGAUAAGGUUCCUGGGUAUUUUGAUGAAACUAAAGACCUAGUAGUAAUCGACUGGGCGGUUGAUACUCAAGUUUCGCUCACUGUUGAACCUAUUGACCCUUAUGCCAACCUAUUUAGCGCAGAGAAAACAUACCUUAUGGUUGGUUUGUCUGGCGAAAUGGGCCAGUCCCUCGCUGAAUGGAUGGUAAGCCGAGGGGCGAGACAUGUCGUGCUUACUAGUAGAAGACCUAAGGUAAAUGCUGAGUGGAUUGAAAGCAUGGAAGAUGAAUAUGGGGCAACUAUAAAGCCAAUGCCGCUGGAUAUUACGGACGCCGAUGCGCUCCAAGCCUGCUAUAACAAAAUAUGUCGCACCAUGCCUCCAAUUGGCGGAGUUGCCCACGGAGCUAUGGUUCUAGUGGACAGCCUUUUCCAGAAGAUGAGUUAUGAUGACCUUAUGGCAGCCCUUAGGCCAAAGGUCCUUGGAGCAAUAAACCUGGACAACCUUUUCUCGGAGAACACCCUUGACUUUUUUAUUCUGUUUUCUUCUAUUACAGCCUUAAUUGGAAAUGCUGGCCAGAGUAACUAUAUUGGAGCCAACAGUUUUAUGGAAUCCCUAGGCUUGCAGCGCCGUCGAAAGGGCCUUGCCGCGUCCGUAAUCGCCAUUUCGUCCCUAAUUGGGCUUGGUUACUUUGAACGUGCUGAGGAUCUGGAUAUCGACCAAUUUUCUCGAUCUGGUUACAGAAAUGUAUCUGAGCAGGAUAUCCACACCUUGUUUGCGGAGGCGAUUGUAAGAGGAAGGCCAGGGACAACAGAGAGUCAUGAAGUUGUUUCAGGUGUUGUUCCUACAUAUGCAGAUGGAGACAUCAGGGCAUCUUACUUGAAGGAUACCAAGUUUUCCCACCUAAUUCUAGAACGCACUUCGGCCAAGCAAGACGGCUCUUCAUCCACUCAGAUACCCGUCAGGAUUCAGCUUCUCACGGCGACAACAGAGGAGGAAGUGUGCGAUAUCAUGCAAUCUGGCUUUACACGAAGAAUAAAGAAGAUGUUGCGUAUCCCAGAGGAGGAUGACUUCAACGCAACAGCUUCUUUAGUAGAGCAGGGAGUUGACUCCUUGGUUGCAGUCGAGAUUCGAACUUGGUUCAUCAGAGAAGUUGAUAUCGACAUGCCAGUUCUGAAAGUCCUGGGUGGCUCCUCUGUCUCUGAUCUGAUCAAUGAUGCUAUGCAGCGGAUAUCUCCUGACCUUACCCCUAAUCUUGGGUCCGAAGGGGCUAAACCUGAAGCCAAUACUAUAUCCACAGCACCAAAAGUACCUUCCAAUCCUUCUAAACCGGUGACUGUGCAUGACUCUGCUCAGCCCACCCGAGAGGCCGAACCCCAGGUCGAAAUUACAAAGGCAACACCAGCGGCAAGCUCUAUUCCUACUAUUGCGUCAACUACAGAGCCAGUUGUUAAGCCAUCGACGGAAAUCCACGAAAACAAGUCCGGCCAACACAGUUUCGACCGCUUAGCUAAAUCAGAAGUCACUGAGAAGAUGUCCUUUGGGCAAUCACGCUUUUGGUUCCUUAACCAAGCUCUACAAGAUAAAACAACGUUUAAUAUGGCAAUUCUGGUCAGGCUUAGUGGUCGAAUUCGUGUCAAAGACAUGGAAAGAGCCUUGGAAGCCGUGGUCUUGAGGCAUGAUGCGCUGCGUACAAGAUACUUUUCGACUGGUGAAUACAUGGAAAGCCCAAUGCAGGGAAUUAUUCCAACAUCCGCCGUCAAACUAGUUGUCAAGCACUGCAAAGAUGAAUCCGGUGCGUACAGGGAACUUGAUGAAAUCAGAUCACAUGUGUGGGACCUAAACAGCUGGGAAACGAUGAAAGUGACCCUACUUUCUUCCUCUGAAACGAUGCACUACCUUGUCAUUGGAUGUCACCACAUCGGCAUGGACGGAUUCAGCUUCAAUGUCUUCUACAGCGACUUAGAAAAGGCGUAUGAGGGACAAAAGCUUCCUUCCAUCCCAAAAUCUGCGCAGUAUGGGGCAUUUGCACAAAAGCAACGCGAAGACUGGGAUAAUGGUAAUAUGAACGCAGAUCUCGCAUAUUACCGUGAAACAAUUCCUAGCAAUCUUAACCCAAUACCCCUAUUCCCAUUUGCAAAGAUCAGCACACGAUUACCGCUAGAUACUUACGGUACCUACAGUGCCGACGUCCGCAUUGAGCCAGCACUGACAAGAAGAAUAAAAGCUGCCUCCAGAUCCCUCGGCUCGACAACAUUUCAUUUCUAUCUUGCGGCCCUCCAGGCUCUUGUCUUCCGUCAAUUAGACGACUGUGAUGAAUUCUUUAUCGGAGUUGCGGAUGCAAAUAGGACAGACGACAAAUUUAUUAACACACUUGGCUUCUUCCUGAACCUCCUCCCCGUCCGUUUCGAACGCUAUGCUGCAAAGAAGUUUGGAGAUGCUGUACAGCAAGUCCGCAACAAAGUCUACAAAGGACUGGCUCAUUCCAAGUUGCCAUUUGAUGUACUCCUGGACGAGUUAAAGAUCCCUCGUUCGGCCACUUCCACUCCCAUCUUCCAAGUUUUCGUGGAUUAUAGACAAGGUGUCCAAGAGAGACAGAAGUACAUGGGCCUUGAUGCUGUCGGCGAAAAGUGGCACCUCGCACGGACCGGUUAUGACAUGACUCUCGAUAUUGUUGAAAAUGCUGCUGGUGAUACCCGUCUUGAGCUUCGCCUUCAGCAGCGUCUUUACACGGCAGAGCACACCAAACUUUUGUUGGAAGGCUAUGUGAACCUUUUGACGGCUUUUGCCGAUAAUCCAGCCGUAGACUGGAGUGCACCAGCCGUUUGGGACAGGAAGACAAUCAACGAAGCCAUUGAAGUCGGCCGUGGUCCUUUUUUGCAAUACGAAUGGGCCCCUACGGUGAUGCACCAUAUUGAUGACAUUGUGUCUCAGCAUGGCACCAAUAUCUGCCUCAAGGAUGGAACCGGGAAGAUCAUGACUUACUCACAAAUGGCACGCCGCGUUGACUGCAUUUGCUCUGCCCUGGUUGCAGCUAAUGUUAUGGAGGGAGAUACGGUGGCUGUUUUUCAACAGCCUACUGCAGACUGGGUGUGCUCACUGCUUGCCAUAUUCCGUGCUGGUGCAGUCUAUGUUCCCCUCGAUCUCCGUACCCCUUUUCCUCGUCUUGCUGCAAUUGUCGAUCAAGCCAGGCCUCGCGUGAUCCUUGCUCAUAGCCAAACGCUAGGAGAUGUUGAACACCUUAACGCUCCAACGUCAGCAGUAGUGGAUAUAAACAACCUACCUGUUAACAGCCCAGAAAUGCCUAAUCUCGCCAAAUCUGACACGCUCGCAGUUAUCCUUUUCACCAGUGGUUCCACAGGGGUCCCCAAAGGCAUCCAUAUCAACCACAGCAACAUCGUGAAACAGUUGGAAGGCUGCUCCAAACAAUUUGAAUUCAAGGACUCCGCCUCCUAUGUCCUUCACCAGACUGCAUAUUCCUUUGAUAAAUCCCUUGAGCAGAUUUUCACCGCGCUGGUGCAUGGUGGCGCCCUUUAUGUUGUUCCUGCAGAGCAGCGUGGUGACCCAAUUUCAAUCACCAAUAUCAUGGCCUCAGAAGGGAUAACUCACACUGCUACUACCCCUUCCGAAUACCUGAUGUGGUUCCGUUAUGCACGAGAAAACCUGCUGAAGUGCAAAUCUUGGAAAUGUGCCCUUCUUGGAGGCGAGGUUGCUUCAGAUGCUGUGCUAGAAGAGUUCCGCAAGUUAGGAAUGCCGAUCAGGCUACUUGACAGCUAUGGCCCUGCAGAAAUCACAAUGUCUUGCGCUAAAGUCGAGUUGCCAUAUCGCUCUAUGGUAACUGGUCAGCAAGCACCAGUAGGUUUCAUGCUGCCUAAUUACUCUGUUGUUAUCGUGGACCCUAAGAUGAACCCACUGCCUCUCGGCUUUGCUGGUGAAAUUGUUAUUGGAGGUGUAGGCGUCGCCGAGGGAUACUUGAGCAAUGAUGAACUCACCAGACGAAAAUUCAUCCCGAAUAAUUUUGGGGGGGAAGGAACGGUAUACCGUACUGGAGAUAAGGGCCGUCUCACGGAAGAAGGGGCCCUUUUCUUUGACGGCCGCAUAGAUGGCGAUACCCAGAUUAAGCUACGCGGCGUCCGUAUCGAACUUGAAGACAUUGAAAGCACCAUACUUCAAGCAUCGGCAGGAGCCCUUACUCAUGCCGUGGUUACCAUACGUGGAGAACAAGACUCUGCAUUCUUGGUAGCACAUGUCGUAUUCUCCGCAGCAUAUACAGAAUACCGUGAUGAACUGCUCACCCGGCUCCCAAUGCUUCUACCGCUGCCGCAGUAUAUGAUACCUACUAUCUUCGUUUCUCUAGACAACCUUCCAUUCACCACUCAUUUCAAGGUUGACCGGAAAGCAGUGCAGGCUCUCCCGAUUCCCGAGGCAGAAAACAAGUCAUCAGAGGAUCUAACUGAACGGACGGAAACUGAAUACCAAGUUGCAGGGCUUUGGAACCAGAUAAUCCCAGCAGCUCGUGCUUUAACACCCAGCGCCGACUUCUUCCAUGCAGGAGGUAAUUCUCUGAUGCUUGUUAAAUUACAGGCAAUGAUACGCCAAACCUUCGGUGUUAGCAUUCAGCUGUUUGAUAUAAUGAAUGCUGGAACGCUUCGAAACAUGGCGCGUUUGAUUGAUGAUGCCCUUGGUGUCAAGGAGCUGGACUGGAAUGCCGAAACUGAUCUUCCAGCAUUUCCCAAGCUGAACUCCGAUCUCUCUUCUCCAAAGCAGAAAGACAUGGUCGUUAUGAUGACUGGAGCUACUGGUGUUCUUGGUAGAAAUAUCCUUGCCCACCUGGUUUCGGAGGAUCGCAUCUCUAAAAUAUAUACUUUGGCUGUGCGCCCGCAAAACGGCGUUUCCACCUUGACCCGCAUUCCCGAUCCCAAGGGAAAGAUCAUAAUUAAACAUGGUGACCUCGACAGAGCUCGUCUCGGUUUAUCUGAAAAAGAGGCAACUCUUCUUUCAAGCGAAGUCGAUGUAAUCCUACACCUUGGUGCUAACCGUUCAUUCUGGGAUUCUUACUACCACCUCCGUGCUACAAAUGUCUCCAGCGUCAAAGAAAUUGUGAAGAUUGCAUACCCACGCAAGGUCCCUAUUCACUUCGUUUCAUCAGGCGGAGUUACUAUGUACUCGGGCAGCUUCCCACCUACCAAUGGGCACGACGGGUACGUUGCCUCCAAGUGGGCAGCAGAGAAAGUGCUUGCCAACGCAGCGAACGAGCUCGGCCUGAGAGCUGUCUUGCAUCGCCCGACAAAAGCCCCUGGGGCCAUAACCACUGCUCCAGACGAGAUUUUGAACGAACUCCUUGCUCUUGUCAAACAAGCUCAAAGGAGACCGGAUCUUGAGGGUCUAUCUGGAAGUCUAGGCAUAGUUCCUCUCGAACGCAUCGCUGGGAAAAUUGUGGGGUCUAUAUUCGACACAGAGUCUAUAGAGUCAGGCCAUCCAGAAGUCCUAGCACAUUCUAGCGCCCUUAACGUUAGCAUCAAGGACUUCGCAGACAAGAUAUUGCAAGACAAGUCUCUGUCUACUCUGGAAGGGAUGCCAGCCUUGAAAUGGAUGGGAGUGGCUAAGAAGAUGGGAUGGAGCCAGUUCAUGGUUGGCCACGAAAUUUCCAUGACGAACUCCAAGGAUCAAAUUGUGUCUACCCGAUAG
Molecule: messenger RNA, 11772 nt
Organism: Nannizzia gypsea CBS 118893
Lineage: Eukaryota; Fungi; Ascomycota; Eurotiomycetes; Onygenales; Arthrodermataceae
Product: lovastatin nonaketide synthase
Exons: 6
Coding region: 1-11772 (3923 amino acids)
Biological process (GO): secondary metabolite biosynthetic process; fatty acid biosynthetic process
Molecular function (GO): 3-oxoacyl-[acyl-carrier-protein] synthase activity; fatty acid synthase activity; phosphopantetheine binding
Source: RefSeq, a predicted model, not a curated record